Racocetra fulgida is the source of this 295-nucleotide messenger RNA. NCBI's taxonomy places the organism in Eukaryota, Fungi, Glomeromycota, Glomeromycetes, Diversisporales, Gigasporaceae. The record is from the annotation of a GenBank genome assembly.
AUGAUACCUCCUAGUAAUACUGAGGGGGCUCCUAAAAAGUUAGCAUUGAGAGCAAAGUCAGAGAAAAACAAUCUCCCACAAAUUUCUGCCCUAAUCUCAUAUUACUCUAUUAUAUCGGACGUUCGUGAUAAACCUGCUAACAUCAUGUUGGGUCAGUUAUUACAGCAUACCCCUUUUCAAGACAAAUUCACCUCUAAAAUUACCAAAGUAAACCAAGUUGGAAACGAUGAUUCAGAAGAAUCUGAAUCUGAAGAGAAAACUGAGAGUGAAUUUAAAAAGAAGGAACUUAAAGACC